This is a messenger RNA of Micropterus dolomieu (smallmouth bass), 2916 nucleotides long. RefSeq lists its product as uncharacterized. NCBI's taxonomy places the organism in Eukaryota, Metazoa, Chordata, Actinopteri, Centrarchiformes, Centrarchidae. Gene Ontology annotation, molecular function: transmembrane signaling receptor activity. The record is from RefSeq and is a predicted model, not a curated record. The transcript is spliced from 8 exons. Gene Ontology annotation, cellular component: plasma membrane. Bases 17 to 1267 code for a protein of 416 amino acids.
CCACCAGAGCCUCAACAUGAAAGUCCGUCACACUUUGAUCUGCUUCUUCUUCCUCUCUCUGCAGGAUGGAAACACUGGUCUCACCAAUGCCCAGAUCCCAUCUGUCCAUACAGGAACUGAAGGAGGAGAUAUCACAGUUAGAUGCUCCUUUUCUUCACCUGGAAGCUCGAUGUUCUUUUGCAAGAGAGAAUGUAAACCAGAGGACAUCCUCAUUCACACAACUGGUGUCAGAGAUCAGAGAGGCAGAUACAGCAUCACAUAUGAAGGAGGAUAUUCUUUAUAUUCUAAAUAUGUUUUUGUGAGCAUCAUACAGCUGACCAAGUCUGACUCGGGACGGUACAGGUGUGGUUUAGGUGGAUUUAAUAUAGAGUUUGAAAUCAUUGUUGUAGAUGCACUGCUGGAUGGAAGUCCUCCUGAAGAAACAUCCCUCUAUGCAAGAGCUGGAGGAAAUAUUGUAGUUGGAUGCUCCUUUACUUUCUCUGGAAGGGGGAAGUACUUCUGCAAGGAAGAAUGUAAAGAGAAAGACAUUCUUGUUGAAACAACUGGUUACACAGCUGAGAGAGGCAGAUACAGCAUCAGAUAUACACAACGAUCUCUGACAGAUGUAUCUGUGUAUGUGAGCAUCACACAGCUGACCAAGUCUGACUCAGGACGGUACAGGUGUGGUCUGGACAGACGUUUAUCACCAGAUUCCUACUGGGAGUUUGAGAUUAUUGUCACAGAUGACCCAUCAGCCUCCAUACCAACAACACAGAUUUCUCAGACUGACCUGCAUCAGAUUGAGACAGCACCACUUCGAGAUGUGUGGCUGCCUGUCGGUCUGACUCUGGCCAUAAUGGUUAUCCUAUUAUUACUGGCUGUGGUGAUAUACUGCAGGAAGAGGUCUUCUAAACCCAAGGAAGCUCCAGUGGAAACAGAGUACACUUCUGUCACAGAGACCAACCAAGUGUACGAGAACAUCAGAGAGGACAGACACAGCAGAUCUGCUCCUGUGGAAAUCUCUUCAGUUUACACUCUCGCCAAAUAUACCCACCAAAAAACUCCUGAAUCCACUGAUGACUACAGCUCUGUCUCUGAAUCCAGAUUUCAAAAUACAGCUGAAGACUACUCGAGUAAACUCACCUAUUCUGAGGUGAUUUUUUCCAAAAGGACCGUUGGCUCGUCCACCAGAGCCCUCCGUGGUGACGACAAUAAUGUUGUCUACGCUGUUCCUCGGGUAGAGACGAGCUCCGAUACUGAUGAUCAACCUGUUUACUCUGUUACUUAGCUUCACAUUAUUAUAACAUAUUAUAACAUAUUCGUGUUGUGAUUUGCAAAUACGCACAAUUUAAUCUGUACAUACAUCUUUUUAUUUCACAUACAAAGUGUUAUUUAAACAUUUGUGGAUCCAUUUUCACACACAAAACAGUUUUCACACAUUGGUGGAUCUCUUCCAGUCAAUUUGCGGGUCACGUUACAUUUGUGACUUCCUUUUUACGCAUUUGUGGAAUUUUUGUCCAAUCUGUCCUGCCCAGAUCUGUAAGUUUAACAGCAGUUUAAUAGCUACCCUAGCAGGGUACUCACUGAUGCACUGAUCCAGGUCUGGGAGGAGACCAGGACACCACCUGCCAUAUCAUCAGGAGCAUGCUCAGAGAUUGAUGGGAGUGCCAUUCACACUACUGAGACAUUAUGAGUUGAUGAAAGUCAUAUAAGUUGGAUCAGCCUGUGAUAGAUUUUUUUACUUUGAUUUUUAGUUCAUCUUUUUAUAUUAAGUAAGAAGAGCAAGGAAGUUUGUCAUUAAUGCAUGUAUAAUGUAUUAUUUUGGACUGUGACAUACUGGAGACCAUACUGGUAACAAUGACAACGAGUCAUUCAAAAAUGUGCCUCUAACCUCAGACCCUGCAGCAGACAUAAAGAUAAUGGAGAAUCGAGCUGUGUGUGUGUUUGGAGGAAGAACUCCAUCACCUGAAAAAGUUAGAAGUUCCUGGUUUGUCAGUGAAGAAGUCAGAGAGGCAGCAGUAAACCAUCAGAACCUCAACAUGGAUGUCUGGCACACUUUGACGAGUCCUUUAAAAGGUUAAAGAUGAUGCUCAGAGUCAGGAAUGAGUCACUGUACAUUCACAUUUUGGUUUUCAUCUGACACGGUGGUCCAGUGGUUAGCACUGUGGCCUCACAGCAAGAAGGUCGCGGGUUCAUGUCCCGGCCUUUCUCUUUGUGUCUGCGUGGGUUUCCUCUGGGUGCUCCGGUUUCCCCCACCACCAAAAACAUGUUAGUUCUUCAGUCAGUACAAUUGACCGGGCACUGAUAAAAACCUGGAGUUGAUACCCGGGCGCUGCACAGCGGCUGCUCACUGCUCCCUUGAGUGCGGAGAACGAAUUUUGCAAUGUGUAUGUGACAAUAAAAGUAUCUUCUUCUUCUAUCUCUUUAAUAAAGCCAGUAUAGACAGAAAAAAACACUACAGAGAAAAAAAAUUGUUCAUUGUACAAAAACUUGUGAGUAGGACAGACUUGAAAAAAUGCUAACUUAUCCUUUAAAAUAUUCAUUACAAGUUACUUCAGUAAAAAAAAAAAUUGAGGAAGGAAAAUGAAGGACAUGAACUUACCCAACUAUCUUUCAUUUAAACAAUGUCACACCUUUUUUUCUUACGUUUGGUUUUAAGACUGCAGUUAUUAUGGUUAUAGAUUAAAAAAUAAUUUUUUUCAUUUAAAUAAAAUGUCAGAAAAUAGUGAAAAUUGUCUUUAACAUUUCAAACAGCCCAAGGUCAUCUGUUUUUUUGAUAGUUCCAUCACUUUCGGGGAUAUAUUUCAUAUUUUAGUCGCACUCACUGGAACAUUCCUAUUGUAGUUAACAAGUUGGAGAUAAUGUGGCUAAUGUGAAUAUCUGUGAGUGAGGAUGACUGUUGUGCAGCUGAAACAAAUAAAUGUCGUUUAAAAGUGA